Messenger RNA from Macroventuria anomochaeta, 2274 nucleotides. RefSeq lists its product as uncharacterized. Gene Ontology annotation, cellular component: nucleus. Gene Ontology annotation, molecular function: zinc ion binding; DNA-binding transcription factor activity, RNA polymerase II-specific; RNA polymerase II cis-regulatory region sequence-specific DNA binding. Bases 1 to 2187 code for a protein of 728 amino acids. The record is from RefSeq and is a predicted model, not a curated record. Lineage: Eukaryota; Fungi; Ascomycota; Dothideomycetes; Pleosporales; Didymellaceae. Gene Ontology annotation, biological process: DNA-templated transcription; positive regulation of transcription from RNA polymerase II promoter by galactose. The transcript is spliced from 5 exons.
AUGCCUCGCCGGCCGGUGAAGCCACAAGAUCGUCAGCGAGUUGUUAGGGCAUGCGAUCAGUGCAAAGCGUCCAAGAAGCGUUGUGAUGGCAAUCAGCCCUGCAAUCCGUGCGAGAAGAAAAGGUACGAUGGUAUAUGCCACUACACCGCUGGUCGGCGGCAUCAUCCGUUGCCGCAGCCCCCAUCAGCACCCUCACAGUUGGCUUCAGCGCAGCAUGCCCCUUUGACAUUUGAAGGAAGCGGGGCCAAUGAGGUUAUGAUAUCCCCGAAUUCCUGGAAUUUCCACGCCCCCACUACUAUGUUAGCGGGUAACCCAGGACCCGGUCUUGCUGCAGAUGUGCAAGAGCACACUUCUGAAAAAAGUACCAGCAGCAACGACACGCGAGGUUCUUCAAUAGAGGUUAUGGCUCAGCCAUCCGUUAUGUUGUCAAGUGUUAGCGGGGAGAAAGUGUUCAUUGGCAACACAGCGGCUAUUUCGUUUCUACAGUUCCUCCAAAAGACAUUAGAACGUCAUGUUGGCCCUUCUGGUUUUACCGAUGCUCAAGAAAGUCGAAAGCUGUUUGAAGCAGAUGCCCUCGACAAGGGAUCGAGCCGCUUUUACGAUGGGCUCUGUGUUGAAGACAAAAAGGCUUACAUCCAGUACUUCUUCGAUGCUUCUAACGGUCUUCUUGACUUGUACACUUGGGAAGAGGUAUGCCAUCUGUUGCAGACAGAGACUCGAACGAACUUGCCUGGAGAAUCGCCCGCUUCGCAAAACUUGAAGAGCAUUCAAUCGGCCUCGUUGUACCUAAUGGUCGCAAUUGGUGCCCAAUGCUACGGCCCAACAAAAGAUGCUGUAGUCUGGACAGCUGAGUUGUUUUCCUAUGCUCGCAAGCUAGCUUUCGCACAGAUGCUUGAAAAUCCAAGCUUGGACCUUGUCAGGGUGUUUCUUCUCAUGGCAUUCUACAUGUUUGGAGCUUGUCGACGUAACUCUGCCUUUAUGUACCUUGGUUGCGCCUCCAAAGCCGCCGACAUACUGGGCCUGCACGUGUCUGCCCAAUACAAGCGCACUGCUCCCUCUACCCGGAAUGCAAGACUUCGCGUAGCCAAAAGCAUACGCGUCUUCGACGUUGUCUGCAGCUCUAUCCUUGGACGAUCGAGCAGCACCCCGUCACCUCGAUCGGGUCAUGCCAGCUACGUUAGCGACAGGACCGAUAAUAACGCUGAUGUCAUAUACCGAUCGCUGGCGCUCGGUGCCAUCUACGAGAUCACGGCAAUCCUUGAUACCGCUGUCCAGAAAUCUGGUGAAGGUGAGCUCGACGCGGACACGGCUGAAAGCCUUGUCUUAGCUUUGCAGCAACGCAGUCGAAACUUCCCUUCCAUAUUGCGGAAAUCAAACGAUGAAGACUCGACUAAUAGCAGACAUGUCAUCAUCGGAAACGUGCACGUUUCUGGAGCCUACUAUUUCAGUGUAAUCUUAGUCACGCGACAUUUUCUCAUACAGCACGUUGUACCUCAGCUUUCAGACGGACCAAAGUCACUCCAGCAUCACGAUAUCGCAGGAAGGACCAAGAUCGAUCAGCUAGCCGACGCAUGUAUCGAGGCGGCUACGUUCAUGGCACACAUGUGCCACCAAGUCAUGAGAUCGGGCCACCUACUCGGAAAUAUGUGCAUUCUCAAAGCAUGGGUCUUCGCUACAGGCCUUGUGCUGGGCUUUUCGCUGCUUGUUGAGGAUACAGCAAACACAGAGCGACAAACUGCAUUUCUCAAAUCGCUUCACGUGUUGGGCGAGCUGAGACACCUUAGCCCUCAAGCCGAGCAGUACUAUGGCAUUUUAUCAAGCUUCCAUCAAGCUAUCAAGGCUUACAAGGAACAAUUACAUCGCAGAAUGCGCGCGUCUCGAGGGACCUUGGUAGACCGCAUAUUCUUGCCGGAGGUGGCAAAUGACACCAAUGAGCCCGAGGCCAUCGCAACACAACUCCCAACCCCGGAGAUGACCAUACAAGAUACUCCAUCGGCGGAGUGGCUGGACAAUCUCCCGAUGGAUACGCUGAACGAUAUGGAACCAGUGGAUCCUAUGCUGAUGGGGGACAAUGAUGUUAUCAUGAGCAUGCUUUGGGAAUCGGAGAGGUACGCGAUGGACUAUCCAGCCGGUAUGUUGCCGAGCAUAGACGCUCCUGUUCAGAACCUAGGUACUUUGCUAGGCUAGCAGGCACAACCUCGCUCCUUGAAGUCAAUAGAGACAUCGAAGUGCUUGAUGGAUAGCAAAUGAUUGGAGCCCAUAUUACAGUCACUC